AUGACGAAACUAUUUUAAAUGCAUUUUGUCGUGAAUUUUUGUAAGGUUGCUCUACCGAAUACAUUCGGCUAUGCAAGAGGAAGCCUAACAUUACGUAUGAUCAAAUGCCUACACUUCGCCAUGUUGCAUCAAUAAUAUGUUCGCCAUGUUGCAUCAAUAAUAUGUUCGCCUACGUGCCAUCUAAUGGUCUUCAUGUUGUAACUUGUUGAACUAAAAUAAACAAGCCUAUUAAUGUUUGUGAGAACUUGUAAGGCUACAAUGUCCAUUACAGGUCUAAUCUCACUGGUUUUAUACCUACAUAAAUACUAUGUUAAAGUUCUAUUGCAGUAAACAUUUAUUCCGAGUCCAUAUUUUGUAUUUAUGUUUUUAUUGCUACCAAUCAAAAAGUCAGCAUAACCGAUAUAAGCUAGUCAUACUUGUCAUGUGACUCAAGUGGGGAAGUGAUAGAAUAACUUUUGUUUCAGCUUCCUCAGGCUAAUGCAUGUGCAAUUAUAUAUUUCAUACGAAAGGGAUUAAAAAUACUAUGGUAAAAUAGCGGUCGCUUGAUGUUAUAUUUAGUGGAUUAUCUGCCAUCAUAAGAACAUUUUGGUUGAAAAAACCACUGUGUUAUUGAAUGCUGGUAACAAUCGCUGGUAUCAGUAUUGCUUUAUUCCUGCCCACCUUUGCACAGGUUAUGGCCGUUUCCAAACCUCUCCUGAUCCCAUGGUUAAGGGAACAAAUAGACAGUGGAUGCUACCCUGGAGUUAACUGGACCAAUGAGGAGCAAACGGAGUUCUGCAUUCCAUGGAAGCAUGCUUUGAGGCAGGACUCCAACAGUGAAGAUGUUCUCAUUUUCAAGGCAUGGGCCGAGACAAGUCUGGGUAAGCAGUCAGAUGGCAGAGCUCCUGGAGACCCUUCGGUGUGGAAGAGAAACUUCCGGAGUGCCUUGAGAGCGAGGGGUUUCUCUCUGGUGCAAGACAACAAGAAAGAUGUGGCCAACCCUCACAAAAUCUACCGGUGGCCCAGAGAGGGAUCAACGUCAGGUGCCUCCUGUGAAGCCUCCCCUGUGCUGGACAGUCCACCUGAAAUGGGUCCUCUGCCAGUGUAUGAACAUAUCUACUUGGCAGAAGAUUGUCUCAACCAAAAUAAAAAUGGUUCGGAUAUACUGCAGCAGUGUAUGGGCGAACUACAAAUAUACGAGCCACUUCCAGCUCUUCCUUUGGGCGUUGAAGAAAGUGUACUACUGUACACCAUCGCUGGACCCGAGACAGACUGUCCCCUUUUUGAAGAGAGGUCCCAAAUCCAGGAGACCCUCGGUGUGGUCCUGCAGCAGCCUGUUUUUCUACAAGAGGGGGUUCAACAGGGACCUAACAUUGAACAGCCCCAGGUGCAGGAGAUACAGCCAGAGGCGACCGCGCCGGAAAGCACUCCCUUCAAGACCUGCUUUAAGGUGCUGGUUCACUACAGAGGUCAGAAUGUCGUGGAAGAGCUGGUCACAGAUGAGACCGGUUUCAGGUUGGCAUACAGACCAGAAGAUUGCUUGCUGUCGGACCCUGCUCUACGGACAGUUUUCCUCCCCAAUCCAGACUGCAUUCGUGACGAGACCCAAGCCAACCUUACCAGACAGAUCCUGCAGAGUCUGGGUGGGGGACUGGAGCUGAGGGUCGUCGGCUCUGCCUUUCACGGCAGACGCCAUGGUGACUCCAAGGUCUUCUGGAGCGUCGACAAGCACGACCAGAGCAGAGUCCCCAGAGAGCUGACCAAGUAUGAGGCCGAACCCUUAUUUUCCUUCAAAAACUUUUUCCCAGAGUUCGUCAGUUUUAUGAAUAAGGAAUGUAAGUGCCCUCCCAUAUCACUGUUCUUCUGCCUUGGAGAGAGGUGGCCGGACCCAAAGCUCAAGCCUUGGGACAAGAAACUCAUCAUGGUGGAGGUGAUCUUUGAUGCACUGGAAAAACUGAAAAGUAUCGCAUUGGAAGGCGGAGCUUCUUCUCUUCAGUCAUCAGUGGAACUGCAGAUCUCAUUGGAUCAGAUGAUGAUGGACAUGUCUUGAUGAAGGAUACUCUGAUUGGUCAAUGGAAAAUGUCAGUUUAUUUAAUGAACUCUGCAUUUCUUUUGGGGACCCUAUCUGUUCUUUUAACUCCUUACAUUCUGUUUAAAUUAUGUUACAUAUUUGGCAAGCUGCUCUGAAAUGUUGUCUUAUUGAUAUGUACAAACCUAUGAAUGUUUACAUAAUUUUAUUGACAGUCGAUGUACAAUUAUUGUAGGAAAGAUGGAUGAUGUGGUGGCACAUUUGAAUUAGACAAAAAGAGUAUGGGAUUAGAAUUGUGGGUUCUAUCCCCAACUUUCCAUUGUUUCUAUGUUUCUGUGUUUAAAGGUGCAGACAGUUGGGGGGGGGGAUCAAAUGCUUGUAGACCUACAAUAAUGACAAAUAUGUCAAGGAUAAUAAUAAUUUACCAUUGUUCCUGUGUGUUCGGUACAUGUUUAUACUCUGUUUGUUUGAUUAAAUAUAAAAAAAACGGGUUGAUACAGAGAAA
Molecule: messenger RNA, 2513 nt
Organism: Clupea harengus (Atlantic herring)
Lineage: Eukaryota; Metazoa; Chordata; Actinopteri; Clupeiformes; Clupeidae
Gene: irf3
Product: interferon regulatory factor 3
Exons: 10
Coding region: 614-2029 (471 amino acids)
Biological process (GO): immune system process; regulation of transcription by RNA polymerase II
Cellular component (GO): nucleus
Molecular function (GO): DNA-binding transcription factor activity, RNA polymerase II-specific; RNA polymerase II cis-regulatory region sequence-specific DNA binding; protein binding
Source: RefSeq, a predicted model, not a curated record